AUGGUCGCUUUCGUUGCCCCUUGCUUCGCAGCAUCUCAGAAUGGUGUGCUUUCGAGAAAGAACACUUGCCUAGUGCGGAAACGGGUCUCCAGGUCCUUGUGCGUAUGUGUGCUAAACGACAAUUCCGGCAAUGGCGUCAAUUUUCCGCCCGCCUCGUCCUGGCGAGAUGAUGCUUCCGAUGUAGAAGUUCGUUCUACAGACAAAGAAGCAGAUGAAGAGGAUAAUUUUGAAAUUCCAGAUCCACAAACGAUUCUGCGCGAAGCCAGAAUUGUGUCCGUUCCCCUCCCACUGGACGCGUACCUCGAGGAGUCCGCAUCGGGACAGGUCUUUAUAGACGAGCUGGUUCCGGAUGGCAACUCAGCCAAGACAGGUUUGAUUUCGGAAGGGGACGUCAUUGUAGCCGUGUCCUUGCCUUUUGGGGAUUCUAUGAUCCCUAUUUCUAGGACUUCCGGCGUGAAAAUGAUUCUAGAGCACGUUAGUACCCGAGACGAAGAUGAAGAGUUUUUUCAACUUGCUCUGAUUUCUUCACCUGGAGUUGAAGUAUUGAGAGCGCAAAUUCAGGAGCUUACACAGCAGGAAAUCGAAGCACACAAACGUGUACGCGAAGGCAUUGAUAAGGUCUUCAUCGAUGAAUAUCCCGAAGUCAAGAGGGUGAGUGAGGAUGAAAACACUGAGGCAUUUGAUCCGAAAUUUUUGCGCAGGGAGGGGUUCGAUAUUUGA
Messenger RNA from Chondrus crispus (carragheen), 720 nucleotides. RefSeq lists its product as hypothetical. The transcript has a single exon. The record is from RefSeq and is a predicted model, not a curated record. NCBI's taxonomy places the organism in Eukaryota, Rhodophyta, Florideophyceae, Gigartinales, Gigartinaceae. The coding region runs from base 1 to 720 and encodes 239 amino acids.